GCCUUAUGAGGUUGGGGUGUGAUCUCUUGCAACACUGCUUCACUAGCUCUUCUUCUGAUACAUUUCCAAAGGAUGAAAAGUUGAAGUGGCAAAUCUUCCACUAUAACGAACUUGCCAAAGCCACAAACAAUUUUGAUCGAUGUAAUUGUCGUGGAUGGGGAGACUUGGACACAGUAUAUUAUGGCAAACUUGACAAUGGAUUAGAGAUUGCAAUUCAACGCUUUCAUGAAGAAAAGCGCCAAACAUUUCAACAGUUCAUCAAUGAAAAUAUGAUCCUAAAUUACUUGCCCCACAAAAAUCUUGUGACGAUUUAUGGGCGCACCUCUGAUGAGGAAUCCAUGCUAGUACAUGAAUACCUCUCCAAUGGCACUCUUGCUGGUCAUCUUCAAUGUGAAAUUGCAGAAAGCAGCACGUUACCUUGGCUUACCCGAUUGGAUAUUGCCAUUGAUACUGCAAAAGCAUUGGUCUAUCUUCACUCUCAUGGCAUCAUCCACUCUGAUAUAACUUCAAGCAAUAUUCUCCUAGAUAAGAACUUUUGUGCUAAAAUUUCUAACUUUCUAUUAUCAAGGAAACAUCCAGAGGGAGUUUCUGCCAAUGCUACUACACAUGUUGCAAGUGAUAUAAUAGGAACAUGUGGUUAUAUAGAUCCGGAGUAUCAGCAACAUGGCUGUCUUAGCGUACAAAAUGAUGUGUAUAGUUUUGGGGUGGUGUUGAUUGAACUUAUAUCAUCAAAGCUUGUUAAUUAUUGGGAAGGGAGUGACGGUGAUAGCUUUGCUACUAUUGUAAGUAGAAAAAUCCAAAACCAAUCAUUGGAGGAGCUAGUGGAUCCAAGACUUGGCUUCCAAUCAGACCAUAUCAUCAAGAAGACAAUAAUUGCUGUAGCAGAGCUUGCAACUCGUUGCUUGCAAUGUCCACUAGAGCUAAGGCCAUACAUGGUACAGGUGCUAGGGACUCUCCAGUCUGUAAGACCUAAGAAAGAUAAAGAAAAACCGAAAAAAGAUUCCAUUGAAGACUUAACAUUGAAUAAAAAGGAUGAUAGCACUAAGAAAAAAACGAGCAAUGACACUGAUCAAAGUUUCAAAUUCUUCAACCUUGCUGAACUGAAAGAAGCCACUGGCGGUUUUAACACUAGUCUCGGAGAGGGUGGGUAUGGCACUGUAUAUUAUGGAAAACUUAGAGAUGGGCGUAAGGUUGCAGUUAAACGUUUCCAUGAAAAGAGUGACAAGACCGUGAAGCAAUUCAUGAAUGAAAUUAACAUGCUAAGUCUCUUGCAGCAUCAAAACCUCGUUUCAUUCUAUGGAUGCACUCAUCUAGACAGCAAUGAAUACCUGCUAGUGUACGAGUAUGUCUCAGGUGGCACUCUUUCUAAGCAUCUUGAUGCAUUUUCUGGAAGCAAACUAGCAUGGCAUACCAGAUUGAAUAUUGCCAUUGAGACUGCAACUUCAUUGGUAUUUCUUCACAAUUCAGGUAUAAUCCACCGUGAUGUAAAAGCAAGCAACAUUCUGUUGGAAGAGAGUUUUAGAGUUAAAGUGGCAGAUUUUGGACUCUCAAGAUAUUUUCCAGAUUUUGUUACCCAUGUUUCAACUGUUCCAGUAGGAACUCAUGCUUACAUAGAUCCAGAUUAUUAUCAAUCUGGCAGAGUUAGUGACAAAAGUGAUGUCUAUAGCUUUGGGGUGGUCUUGUUUCAGCUUAUAUCAUCCAAAUGCCCAAGUGUCAAGGAGGGAAACGAGUUUGUCACUCUUGCUCACUUUGCAAUGAAUAAAAUCAUAAACAAGGCAUUGGAGGAGCUCGUGGAUCCAAGUCUUGGGUUUGAUUCAGACAAAAACAUAAUGGAAAUGAUAACAGCUGUGGCAGAGUUAGCAUUUCAGUGCGUGCAGUGUCCCAAGGAACUAAGACCAUCUAUGAAACAGGUGCUAGAGAUCCUCAAGGGCAUAAGGAAGGGAACAUGGGGAUUCAACCAGAUAACAUAGUCUUAAUUUCUAGCCAGCAAUGCAGGCUCCUGAGGCCAUGUAUCAAACCAUUCAUUGUUAUUUUGUAUGUUAUUAGAGUAUAUGAAUCUGAGUGUGAAAAGUAAAAGUCCUUAUCAAUUAUAUUGACAAUCUC
Messenger RNA from Gastrolobium bilobum, 2103 nucleotides. Its product is annotated as LEAF RUST 10 DISEASE-RESISTANCE LOCUS RECEPTOR-LIKE PROTEIN KINASE-like 1.4. The record is from RefSeq and is a predicted model, not a curated record. Lineage: Eukaryota; Viridiplantae; Streptophyta; Magnoliopsida; Fabales; Fabaceae. Gene Ontology annotation, molecular function: protein kinase activity; ATP binding. The transcript has 5 exons. Bases 6 to 1970 code for a protein of 654 amino acids. Gene Ontology annotation, biological process: protein phosphorylation.